Molecule: messenger RNA, 1657 nt
Organism: Lolium perenne
Lineage: Eukaryota; Viridiplantae; Streptophyta; Magnoliopsida; Poales; Poaceae
Product: peroxidase 44
Biological process (GO): hydrogen peroxide catabolic process; response to oxidative stress
Molecular function (GO): heme binding; peroxidase activity
Source: RefSeq, a predicted model, not a curated record
ACCCAGUGAUGCGCGCCCUGUCCGCGCCGCGCGGGGGCUCCCCUGUUGACCGCCUCGGUAUUAAGCGCGACCCUGGGCGUGUCCCGGCAUCGCAAGGCUUCCCUUGCUCCCACCCGCGCACCAUGGACGCCUGUCGCCUCCUCCUCCUCCUCCUCCUCGGCUUCCUCGCCGCCGUCGCGCCCCUGGCCUCCGCCCAGCUCUCCCCCGAGUUCUACAAGGACUCCUGCCCGGACGCCGAGAAGAUCGUCGCCGCCGUCAUCGAGAAGAAGCUCAAGGAAGACCCCGGCACCGCCGCCGGCCUCCUCCGUCUCAUCUUCCACGACUGCUUCGCCAAUGGCUGCGACGCGUCCAUCCUGAUCGACCCUCUCUCCAACCAAAGCGCGGAGAAGGAGGCCGGGCCCAACAUCUCGGUGCGCGGCUUCGAGGUCAUCGACGAGGCCAAGAAGGAGCUGGAGGCCAAGUGCCCCAACACCGUCUCCUGCGCUGACAUCGUCGUCCUCAGCGCCCGCGACUCCAUCCACCUCGCCGGCGGCCCCGCCUACAAGGUGCAAAUGGGCCGCCGCGACUCGCUCGUCUCCAACCGCGAGGAGGCCGACAACAACCUGCCCGGCCCGGACAUCCCCGUCCCCAAGCUCGUGUCCGAGUUCCUCUCCAGGGGCUUCAGUGCCGAGGAGAUGGUGGUGCUCCUCGCCGGAGGCCACAGCAUCGGCAAGGUCAGGUGCAUCUUCAUCGAGCCCGACGCCACGCCCAUGGACUCGGGCUACCAGGCCAGCAUCAGCAAGCUCUGCGACGGGCCCAACCGGGACACGGGAUUCGUCAACAUGGACGAGCACAACCCCGACUCCAUCGACGGCACCUACUUCGCCAACGUCAUCGCCAAGAAGAUGCCGCUCACCAUCGACCGUCUCCUGGGGAUCGACGCCAAGACCACGCCCAUCAUAAAGGACAUGCUCAACAAGCCCGACGACUUCCUGCCCUCCUUCGCCAAGGCCAUGGAGAAGCUCAGCGAGCUCAAGGUCAUCACCGGCAAGGACGGGGAGAUCAGAAAGACAUGCUCCGAGUUCAACAACCCCAUGCCCGCCACCGGGGGCUCGGUCAUACGGAUCAGCUCCGCCAACCCCGAGGACCUCGAGGGGUUGUCCUCCGGAGGGAAGCAGGUGUCCGGCAUCGUCUCGCAGGGCUCCAAGGACCCCCUGCCGGAGCCCGCCAAGGUCGUCGACGGGCACCGCAAGAAGGUGGCCGGCAGGCACCACAAGCUCCGCGGAGACAGCUCCUAGAAGCCGCGCCCGUUGUUACUACCACCUACGCCCUGCCAUCCCUCUCCGCUCCGGCGCGCCGCCGUGCCUGCAACGCGCGUAGGCCAGACCACCUCCAGCGUUCUCCUUCAAAUUAUUGCUCUUCUGGUUUUUGUUCAUUCUUCUUCUCACAAUAUAUACGUACUCUUGCUCUUGUUUGUAGAAGGAACGAGCGACGUGUACCUACAUAUACACGGCUAGUUGAUUAAUAGGCUUAUUAUCAAUUGAUUCGAAGCUAAGUAAUACCGAAGGUCUCGAGUUUUUAACAGCGACCACAGCCAUUGUUUCUCUUGAUUUUGUUCUAUUCUUCUUUUGGCAGCUCAAAUUGGGUGCCCAAUAAAAUUCUGCCAGUUUUGUGCUUC